This is a messenger RNA of Maylandia zebra (zebra mbuna), 1682 nucleotides long. The record is from RefSeq and is a predicted model, not a curated record. Lineage: Eukaryota; Metazoa; Chordata; Actinopteri; Cichliformes; Cichlidae.
AUGAAAACACUCAUUUUUCUCGUUGUCGUGGGAACAUACAGCACAGCAGCAGAGCGACACACUAUGACAUACAUUGAGACUGCAGCCACUGGUUGGAAUGAAUCUCCUGAGUUAACUGAAGUCAUAUUUGUAAAUGGUCAGGAGUUUGUGCAUUAUAAGAGCAGCUUGAAGAAGAUGGUACCCAAGACUGAGUGGAUUGAGAAAACUGUAGAUCCUGAAUAUUGGGAAAGAGAGAGACAGAGAAACAUACACAAUGAGCAAGCGAUCAAAGCACACGUCGUCUGGCUAAUGGAGCGUUUGAAUCAGACUAGCGGUGUUCACAUUUUGCAGUGGAUGUACGGCUGUGAGUGGAACGAAGACACAGAAGAGGUGACUGGAUUUGAGAUACUUGGUUAUGAUGGGAGAGAUUAUGUUGCAUUUGACCUGAAGACAGAGACAUAUAUUGCUUCAGCACCUCAGGCUGUUAUAACCAAACAUAACUGGGACAGAGACAAAACUCGCAUAUUAUACAAGAAGUACUUCCUCACACAGGAGUGUGUUGACAAACUGAAGAACUUUGUGAACUCUGGGAGGAAAUCUCUGAUGAAAACAGUUCCUCCCUCAGUGUCUCUCCUCCAGAAGACGCCCUCCUCUCCCAUCAGCUGCCACGCUACGGGAUUUUUUCCUAACGUAGCUGAGAUGUUCUGGAGGAAAGAUGGAGAGGAGCUUCAUGAGGGUGUGCACAAAGGAGAGAUCCUCCCCAACAAUGAUGAGACCUUCCAGAUGAGUGUUGAUCUGAAACUUUCAUCAGUCAAACCUGAAGACUGGGAGAGGCACGAAUGUGUGUUUCAGUUCAGUAGCGUCAACAAGGAGAUCGUCACCAAACUGGACAAAACAAAAAUCAAGACCAAUACAGGUCCUUCAGGGUUUCAUGUUGGUGGUGUUAUCGGAGGUCUUGCGGUUCUUCUCCUGGCCGUCUGUAUCGGAAUCUAUUUCAAGUUACGAGGAAAUGGGUUUAAUCGUGCAAACACUUCUGAUACUGUGACUUGAAGAUUCAGACUCAAAAGUAAUUAAAUCCUAAUGAGAGCAGUAAAGAGUAGACAACCAUCUCUGAACUGAGGAAGGACCAAAGGGUGCAGCUGUGAUUGCAGCCCUGACUCUCUGUGAAUGGUACUCGUGACUACAGAUCAAAGGUCAUGACUUUAAUACCAAUCAUAAAACUGACCUCGUGGCCCAUUGCUAGUCAGUGGUGCUAAUUCCAGUCAUUAUGCAAAUGUUCUGGUUAUAAGUUUACAAGUCCCUUGAAUGAGCGACGAAACGUUUCUCCCACUGAAAGCGCUUCGUCCAGAUGAACAGAAUCAGUCAUUUUGUGUUUUUCACUCAGAAAUUGCAACAUUCACAGAUGUAGAUCCCAAAUUAUUUAAACACAAGGACAUUUUUGGGACAUUUGUCUAUGAUGAGAAGCUGGUUCCUUUUUUCUUUUUAUGCUUCUUUUCUCAUUUUGUUUUGGAUCUGUUAUAAUUUAUAAACUUUAUAAUGUUAAGAGUUUCUUUUCAAGAACGUUCUCCUUCAAAUUAAUUUAUUUGACACAUUUUGUUAAGCUCUGUGAUUACAGACAUCAUAGAGCUGGGAUUAUUAAUGAACUCCUUGCACAAUGUAUGAUAUUCAGAACUUGUACAGAUUUUAUAUAUAAAAUCAUUCGU